AUGACGCCAUCCAGAAGAGGAGGAUAUCGAAAUGAGAGCAAUCCUGAAAGAAGAGGAUUAUUACAGCAGAUUAUACAAGGUUUGCGGCGUAGAAUAGAAGGGGAAGCAGAAACACGCAGAUUCAACGAAGAGGAACGCCUCCUCCGAAUAGAGCGAGCAGAACUGAGAAGCAGGAUUGAAGAGAUAAUAAGGAGGCUGCAAACAAUAAAUGAAGGCCUCCUCCGUAGUUUGAAUUCUCCCUCAAUUACACAUCAACCUGAAGGUAUAUCUCAACAGAUGGAGAGGGAGGGAAGGGAGUUGAUAAGUGCGCUUGAAACCAUAAAACUCUCUCUUCUUCACAUUAGUAAUGUUCCGCUUUGUGCAAUUUGUAUGAUUGAAUUUCAUGUAGGGGAAGAAGCCUGCCAAAUGUUCUGUCAUAAAAAUCAUAUUUUCCACCACGACUGUCUUCGCCGAUGGUUAGAGAGGAAGAAAGAGUGCCCACUAUGUAAGACGCCUGUGCCUUACCCAUAUCACCAACCAUCUCCACCUUCAUCAUCACCAUCAAGUUAG
Molecule: messenger RNA, 549 nt
Organism: Cryptomeria japonica (Japanese cedar)
Lineage: Eukaryota; Viridiplantae; Streptophyta; Pinopsida; Cupressales; Cupressaceae
Product: probable E3 ubiquitin-protein ligase RHC1A
Exons: 1
Coding region: 1-549 (182 amino acids)
Source: RefSeq, a predicted model, not a curated record